Penicillium taxi is the source of this 5229-nucleotide messenger RNA. RefSeq lists its product as uncharacterized. The transcript has 7 exons. The coding region runs from base 1 to 5229 and encodes 1742 amino acids. The record is from RefSeq and is a predicted model, not a curated record. NCBI's taxonomy places the organism in Eukaryota, Fungi, Ascomycota, Eurotiomycetes, Eurotiales, Aspergillaceae. Gene Ontology annotation, molecular function: protein binding.
AUGGAGUUCAAAUUACCCCAUCUUCCAGUGAAACACCGCGAAUUCUUGAACUAUGUUCAUUCAAACCCCGAUCCCCCAAUGGCGGACCUGGUUAUCCAGUUCAACAAUUACGAUGCAGUUCUGCGUAGGAUAUAUGCGCAAGACCCGUCAAACUCGAUUUUGAAAACCCCUCAUCUCAACGUCGUCCCCCUAUAUGAUAAGUCUGGCUCUACAGAUAUUCGUAUUCGAGCACGAGAACUUUCGUCCGAAACACCCGAGCAGAAAGAAAAAUACAUUCUUCCUUUACCUAAUGAUUUACGGAAGCCAAAUGGCUCACAAGCAGUGGUAACAACAUUGGCCGAAUUCAAAAACAACUUCAAUAUCUUCACAGAAGGUGCAUUGAAUGAUAUAGACUGGACGAAUAUAGUUGCUGCUGGCAGUUCUGUUGUCACUCCCUUAUUACCUGUGCCAGAGAAAUAUCACGGUUCCAAGCGUAGUCUUCGCAAAUACUACCAUGAUGUGUUUACUCCGGCUUCUGAUGUGGAUCUCUUCUUAUAUGGUAUGACCGAUGAACAAGCUCUUACAAAGAUUAUGGAAAUCGAAGAUAAGAUCCGAAACACCAUUCUUUACGAAACAACAACGAUCAGGACAAAGAACACAAUCACAAUUGCCUCGCAGUAUCCAAAUCGGCAUAUACAGAUUGUUCUUCGAAUCUAUCAAUCCUUGUCUGAGAUACUUACAGGGUUCGAUGUGGAUGUUUCAUGUGUGGCCUAUGAUGGUCAACAGGUCUAUGCUUCGCCGCGUGCUAUUGCAGCUUUUAUCACGCAGGUCAACCAGAUAGACCUGACCCGGCGCUCUCCAUCAUACGAAAAUCGACUAUCAAAAUAUUCGCAUCGAGGAUUUGAAGUUUUUUGGACUGGCUUAGACCGUUCAAAAAUAGACCCGACCAUUUUCGAGCGAAGCUUUACUAGAACUCAGGGUCUUGCAAGACUCCUAGUGCUAGAAAAACUCCCUAAGCCUGAAGAUCGAGACAACUAUCAGCUGAGAAGGCGCAUCGAGCGUGGCCGGCCAGCAGGUAAUAUCGGCACAAUGCGACGUUCACGGGGAGCUUUGAAGGGGAACAUCAAAGACCAAUGGGAUGACGAAGUUCCUGACUGGCAAGAACAAGAUCAAGUCUCGAGCUACCAUACUUUUACAAUUCCAUAUGGCAAACGUUUCCACGCAAAAAAUAUUGAAAGGUUGCUUUACGCCAAAGACUUACUUUUGAAUGCUCAGUGGAACAAACCAAAAAACCGGGGAGUUUAUCUUCACCGUCAUCCAGCAUUUUUUGGUGACGCAGAAUAUAUCUUCCAUGAUUGCUGCGGUUUUUGUCCUAAGCCAGUCACGGAGGAAGAAACCAAAGUUCUUGAGGAAGAAAGCAAAAUCUAUGUUUCGGGAGAGAUUUCCUUUAUUCAAAAUGAUCCUGGUCGUCAAGAGAUUGGAAGCUUUAACCCCAUCAAUGAUACUGAUUGGAUCGAAAUGGCAUAUAUCAGCGAUACUGAGAGACUAUGCCAUGCAAUUGUGUUGAAUGAUAUGAAGGGUGUGAAAGCGUGUCUAGAAGCAGAUGGUGGUGACCCAAAUCGACGUGACAUAACAGGUCGGACACCCUUGCAUUUGGCCUGUAUUUCAUCAACACCUGGAAUUGUUCAGUCUCUUGUUAAUAGCGGUGCUCGGCUCAUUUCACGCCUAUUCGACGGAAGAACUGCUCUUCAUCUUGCCGCUGCUCGAGGAGACAUCGAGAUCAUUCGAAUUUUGCUUGAGAAGAGUAGCGAAAACGAAGAGGCACAAAAGACAGAGCCCAAAAAGCCAGAAGAUCAUGAACUGCUUGCCACAAACAGCGACGGAGACAAAGAGGAUGAAGAUAAGGAUAAUGAGGAAGAUGAAGAAAGUGAGAAUGAGGACAGUGAAGAAGACGAAGAAAGUGAAAAUGAAGACGAUGACUCCUAUAUCAAAGUUGAGAGAAUUGAUGAUGCUACAGAGGAAAAUCUACUUGAGCCAGAUAUCUACGACAUCAACGCUACUACAUGGGAUAACCAUGUUUCUCCAUUGCACCUUGCUAUACUUCAUGGUCACACCGAUGUUGUGAAGGAGCUUGUCACAUCCUUCAAAGCUGAUGUUUCAAUACCGAUUAAAACGGUGUACGACUCCGAAAACCAGUCAAUUCUGAAUCUCGUUCUCGCUCUUACACUGCCACUUCACAAAGCUCGUGAGAUGUCACAGACCCUUCUUCAGCUCGGAGCAUCAGUUGCCCAAGCAGACGCUGAAUAUAAAACACCACUUCACUACCUUGCUGCUUCAGAUAAAUCGGAGCUUCUUGAUACCUACCUUGAAAAUGAUAGGCCAGCUGUACAAAGGGCUCUGAAUCACUUUUCGAUAAUUGGCCUUUACAAUCCAGGUUUCUAUUCAGUACUGGUAAUGGCACUUCGUGCAAAUAACCCUGUGUUUGCAACAAGGCUAUUGGAUAUAGGUGCAGAGCCAGAGGUUGAGUUCAGCGAGAUUCUGAAUGCUAUCAAGAGAUACCUUCCGCGAAAUCCACUCGACGAACAUUCAAAUUUCAAUCAUUGGCAGCCAAUCUGGUUUGCUAUCACAAAAUAUCUUCCGUCAUUUGCUAUUGACCUUAUUGCCCGUGGUGUCAAUAUAAAUACGGAAGUAAGAUACUUCAAUGACCACGAGACAAUUUUGGAGACCACGCGAAAGACUCUAGAAAGACUCAAAAAGUUUUAUUCUGGUAGGAUUGACAGGAGAUGCCGGAUAUCUAGCCCUAUGAAUUUUACAGGUGGUGACGAAUCAUAUAUUGCCAAGUUCCAGCCAGGGAGCUACAAGAUGUUUAUUGCGAAGGGAAUUCUCCAAAGAGCACGACAAACCAGUUUAUCCGCCGAGAAGAGCCACACUGCGAUAGCUCGUCAAGCUGAUGAAGAAGGAACUGUUGAAAAAUACGAAGUGAUCGCCCGCUUGAUUUCAGAGUACGCGGCUCUCGAAAAUGAACUUUUGAAAAGAGGGGCGAAAACUUUCUCUGAGCUUCACCCAGAGAAGGAGAGUCGGGGCCAUGAUGCUUGCUCUAGAAACAGUGAUGAUAAUAAAGAGGAUGGUUCUGUCAAAGAUCCUCUUAGAAUCAGAUUCAAGUUUCACGGCACAUCUAGCACUACAUAUGGCCGUGAAGGAUAUUUGGAAUUAUUUGAAGCCUCUUGGAACGGAGAUAUUGAUACGAUACGGAAGCUAACUCUAGGGCUUUGGGGGUCCUCAAACCCACCACUUGAGCUCGCUGUUAAUGACGACCGUGGGCUAACAUGCCUAUCUAUCUCUAUCUUGCGUGGUCAUCUUGAUGUCGCAAAAUCCAUUCUCGAGAUCAUCGGUACUCAAUAUAAACCGACAUUCACAACUCGGCGAUUCGAAAUCGAUAUAGAGAAUGAUGACUACCAAGAUGAAGAACUUCCAAUCACCAGCAUUGUUCAUGAUGAUACCUUCACUCAUGAUAAUAUUGGAGAAGCGGUAACUCACGCCGAAAGCGAUGUGUUUCCUAUUGCUGCACUGAACAGAUGCUUUGACAUUUUUGGGUAUAUGAGUGAACAGCUUUCAAUGGAUAUUUCCGGAUUUAAGUCAGCCGAAACUGAGGGUAGCAUCAUGAUGUUUGCUAUCUAUAAGAACGAUAUCUCUCUUUUGGACUUUAUCUUGGAGAUGAGGAUGCGCAUUCUCAUUGAAUCUGAGUUUGAUGAGGUGAUUGCCUGGCUUCCGGAGGAUGAAUUUCGACUUGCUAUUUCGCUAGGCCGUACUGAGUGUCUUGCCAAGCUUAUUCAAAGUACUGGAAUUGGAUUUCCACUUGCUAUACUAAGCAUGAACUCAGAUGUUGAACCUGAGCAAGAUGGUCUUUCCUACCAAGGUUUAUCAGUCCGCGGCCAAAAGCGCUCCGACUGGGCCAAGAUGAAUCGAGAUACCUUACCCGAGCUACAGGAUGUGACCUCACCUCUCUUGCAUUCAGCUCUGAAAGGAAACCUUGCGAGCACCGAAUUCUUCCUUAGCACCGCUCCAGCUCGUUACUACAUUGGUUAUCUUAACUCGCAUCUUGACAAUGCGGGUGUGAAAAGACUUACCCGUUCUAAGCAUGGCGUGGAAGGGUCCGUGCAUAAUUGGCUACAAGCAGGAGGUAUGUAUCACCACUCUUAUAAGCUGAUCAAUCCGACUGGAUAUAACGGGAGGCAAAGCUCAGCCAUGGGAAAUUUCUCGAAGUACUUUUUUCUAAUUUUUUUAACAGAUAAUCUUGUGCUUCAUUGCGCCAUUUUGUGUGAUAUCAAUGAGAAUUCGGAGCAUCUAGUACGGUAUCUGGUUGAUCAUCACCCAGAAUGUUUGGAAGUUCGAUCUAAGGAAGGGUAUACUCCGCUUGCCCUUGCCUUCGCGCUUCACCGGAUCGCAUUUGCCCAGAUCUUGAUCUCCGCAGGAGCAAAUCAGGCCGUUCGUGACAAUAAGGCAAAAAAUCUUCUUCAUCACUGUCUCGUUAAGCUUCAAGGUGAACCUCACUUAGAAAGUGAAGGCGUGAAAAAGCUUGUCAAUCUCCUAGACAAGCAACACGUCUCGACAAUGCUAAUUGAGCGUGCCGGUAAGAGCUCAAGAACACCCCUUGGUCGCUGGCUACAGUCACUAUCGUCUUCAUUCACCGAGAAGUCUAGUGAGAUAGCAAGUAUAGUGGCCACAGUCCUCGAUCUAGCCAGCUCCACAGACCAAAAGCUCUUAGAUGUCUUCGAUGGAUUAGGAAACACUAUAACUCACCAAGUCGUCAAGCAAGGACUUCCUUAUGUGUUAGAACAAAUCCUUGAUCGCCGUCCUGAUUUAUUGUACCGUGAAUCCGCAGUGGGAACCACACCUCUUGAGAUGGCAGUGGAUAAAUGGGUUAACAAAAUCACUUCCCAUCCGCCACUCUGUCCUGAUAUAGCUGAUCGUGAGCUGAAAUAUCUCCUUCAAGACAAGGGUACAGAAUCAGACGAAGACAUUUUAGUCCGAAUUUGCCGGGAGCGGGCUCAGAAGCGACCUGCAAAGAGAAAACUCGUUAGCCUUUUUGAGGCGAACGAAAUCACGAAGAGGUUGGCAGUAAUGAGUUCAUCGUCCAGACUUAUCAGCAAUAGGGUGGAAUCUGCUCACGAAUCUUUUUCGAGCCGGAUGAACGAGCUUGACCAGUGGAUCGAGAUGGUUUCCCUCGAUCGGGCGCCUCUGUACUGGUAA